CCAUAUUUAGACUAACAAAGAAUAAAAACCUCAUCUCUCUUUUGCAUAUCCAUUCCUCAUCACAUUCACAAAGCUUCUCUUUCUCCCAUCAGCAUAUAAUUUUCUCUUCCUCUCUUCUCGUCUGAUAGAUUUGAAGGGUAGCAAGGAGAAAUAGAGAGGCAAAUGGGAGAGAUGAAGAGUAUGCAAAUGGGUGUGAUUGGAGCCUUAUUUCUAUCUGUAGCAUCUUCUGUCUCCAUUGUCAUUUGCAACAAAGCUUUGAUGACCAAUCUUGGCUUCCCUUUUGCAACGACACUAACAAGUUGGCAUUUGAUGGUAACAUAUUGCACACUUCAUGUGGCAUAUAAACUAAGUUUCUUUGAAAAUAAACCAAUAGACACAAAGACUGUUGUUCUCUUUGGCCUCCUCAAUGGCAUCUCCAUUGGUCUUCUGAAUCUCAGCCUCGGCUUCAAUUCCAUCGGCUUCUAUCAAAUGACCAAACUUGCUAUCAUUCCAUUCACUGUACUAUUGGAAACUCUCUUCCUCAACAAGAAGUUCAGUCGGAAGAUAAAAUUCUCAUUAUUUUUGCUAUUGGUUGGGGUUGGAAUAGCAUCAAUCACAGAUCUUCAGCUCAAUUUUGUUGGUUCUGUUCUCUCUCUCCUUGCCAUCGCAACAACUUGCGUCGGCCAAAUUCUAACAAACACGAUCCAAAAGAGACUGAACGUGACAUCAACGCAACUCCUUUACCAAUCGGCCCCGUUUCAAGCCGCUAUACUAUUUGUCUCGGGUCCCUUUGUCGACAAAUACCUCACUCGCCUCAACGUCUUCUCCUUCCAUUACUCUCCUAUCGUUGUGGGGUUCAUAACGCUAUCGUGUUUAAUAGCGGUUUCCGUUAACUUCAGCACGUUUUUAGUGAUCGGAAAGACAUCUCCGGUGACGUACCAAGUCUUGGGACAUCUCAAAACGUGUUUGGUGCUUGCUUUUGGUUACACUCUCCUCCACGAUCCAUUCACUCCUCGUAACAUCGCAGGAAUCCUAAUCGCGGUCCUUGGCAUGCUUCUCUACUCCUACUUCUGCUCCGUUGCUUCUAAAUCAAAACAAGGCUCCUCCGAGUCCUCUUUUAUUGGGAAAGACAGGGAUACAACGCCGCUUUUGAGCCAAGAAAAAGAGAACCAUGAAGCCAAGAAAUUAGACAAGCAUUCUCCAGUAUAAUUGAUUACACCAUAAAAUAAAAAGUACAAGUUCUCUUUCUUUCUUUAUGGUCUCCUUCUAUAAUUCUGAUUUUUCAAUUCAUUGAUAAAGGUUUUGUAAUUGAGAAAAAAACUGAAACAACCAAUGGGCCUUUUUCUCGUACUUUUUGGGUUUUGUUAAACAUUUACACCUAUUCUCUCUAUCUUUUGAAUAUAAUACAAGGAUAUAUACACAUUUAUGGUUA
Messenger RNA from Brassica napus (rape), 1411 nucleotides. Its product is annotated as UDP-xylose transporter 1. Gene Ontology annotation, cellular component: Golgi apparatus. The transcript is spliced from 7 exons. The coding region runs from base 163 to 1188 and encodes 341 amino acids. The record is from RefSeq and is a predicted model, not a curated record. Gene Ontology annotation, molecular function: antiporter activity; UDP-xylose transmembrane transporter activity. NCBI's taxonomy places the organism in Eukaryota, Viridiplantae, Streptophyta, Magnoliopsida, Brassicales, Brassicaceae.